AUGGAACAUCAAGGAUUUAUUUAUGAUAAUAACGGAAAAAGUAAAGGAAUUACCUAUUAUAAAUGUGCCAAAUCCAACAAUUUCUUUUGCCCCGGCACAGCAAAGAAGAAUGUGGAUGGUUCAAUUGUGGAAUUAAAAGCACAUACUACCCAUGGAAGAUCCAAUAAUGAUAAUCAGAACUUGGUAAAAAUAUUCAGAAAUAAAUUGAAGGAACGAGCUAUGAACGAAAAUAUUUCUUUAAAAUCAAUAUACGAUGAUGAAUCUGAAAGACACCCUAUUGCUGCUGCAUUGUAUCCAUGGCCAACUGCUGACAGUACCAUGCGUACCUUUAGAAGGAAUUCGUUACCAAGUCUUCCACAGUCACUGCAAGAGUUGGCUAACAAAUUUGAAAAUGGUGAACUACACAGGUUUCAGUGCUGCAAUUCAGAUAUUUUUCAGGGCUGUGUCACCGAUAGUGAUGGAAAACAAAACUUAAUAUUAGCCUGCCGGCAGCUCAUACAAAUAGUAUUGGAAAAUAAUAUAAUAGAGGUCCAUGCUGAUGCUACCUUUAAAGUUGUACCGGUGAACAUGGGUAAUCAGCUUCUUAGCAUCCAUUGUAUGAUUGGAAAUUUCUCUAUUCCAAUAGCAUAUGCUUUAAUGGAAGCCAAAUCCAGAAAUUCAUAUCAAUGUGUUAUUAGUUUUAUGAAGACUAAUUUGUUUCCACAACUUGUACCGGAAACAAUCAUAACUGAUUAUGAGAUUGCAUUAAGAGAUACAUUAUUAUCUCUGGGUACUGAAAAUACAAGAGUUGUAGGAUGCUGGUUUCAUCACAACCAGGCUGUUUGGAAAAAAAUGAAAGCUAUGAACCAUCUACAUACUAUAAAUAGUAAUGAUCAUGCAUUAAAAUGCCUUAAAAUGUUAAUGUGCUUACCACUUUUGCCAGCUGACAAAAUGGAACAAGGAUUUCAACUUAUUAAAUUAUUUGCUACUAAUCAUAAUGUGCAAAUGAAUGAUUUUUUUAACUACUACCAAAGAUAUUGGUUGCGGAGCGUUGGAACAAACAUAGUGUCGGUAAAUGGGUUGCCAAGAAGGACAAACAAUAAUGUAGAGAGUUUUCACAAUUCAUUAAGAUGUACAUUUUCUGUUACACACCCAAAUCUAUGGGUUUUUCUUGGUGAAUUGUGUAAGCUUAACAAAAAUUACCAUAGAGCGCAUUCGCAGUUGGCUAAUGGUCUCCAGCCAACCAGAAAUUUAAAGUCCAAGUAUUUAAUAAAUUCAAGACGAAUAAAGAUAGCAUCCGAACAACUUGAUGCUGGUGUUAUAAGUGUCUGGAACUUUUUAGUAAAAUGCACAUAUGCUUGUUCGUCUUAUGAACAAAGGCAGCGAUUAUGGGCUCUUGGAAUGGGUGAUCAGAAUCAGCCAGAUGGUGACAAUAUUGUGAAUGAUGUUAAUGAAAUUGAUGAAAAUGCUGAAGAAGUUGUUGAGGAGGAGACUGCUCAACAUGCUGUAAAUGGAACACCGUGUAUGAUUUGUUUGGUGACUAUGCCUGGGGAAAAUACCAGUCAAUUUAUAGUGAUACCAUGUGGCCAUGCUUGGGUUUGUGGAAUUUGUAAGGACAGGUUAAAUAAUGAAUACCUUAUACGCUGUCCAAUGUGCCGGGCUGAUGUUGAAAGAUUUCAGAGAAUUUUUAUUAAUUAA
This is a messenger RNA of Macrosiphum euphorbiae (potato aphid), 1677 nucleotides long. NCBI's taxonomy places the organism in Eukaryota, Metazoa, Arthropoda, Insecta, Hemiptera, Aphididae. The record is from the annotation of a GenBank genome assembly.